Molecule: messenger RNA, 447 nt
Organism: Ophidiomyces ophidiicola
Lineage: Eukaryota; Fungi; Ascomycota; Eurotiomycetes; Onygenales; Onygenaceae
Exons: 1
Coding region: 1-447 (148 amino acids)
Source: RefSeq, a predicted model, not a curated record
AUGCUGACUGACUCCGAAAAAACGGCAUGUGUCGCUCUCUCACGUCUCUUUCUAAACACACAAUUCCUUACCGAUGACUAUAACGACAUCGCCGCCGCUUUACGGCCUCUUGACAUGAGCCUCGAGUCCCUAGACCACGUCCUCCGCCAUGAUCUGUUCCCAAUUCUUUACCCAAAUCUGCUGGAGGUCGCCGGUGAAUGGACUGGCUUCGACGAAGACUGGUUACUAAAAGAGGUUGAGUGUCGACGACGGUUCAGGGACUCUUGGGUAAAACCUGUUGGCGAUUCCGGUGCCUGGCAGUGGGUGGGCAAUGCAGUGACAACGCCGUGGAAUGAGGUGAAGCAAAGGUUGAAGUCGAGGCUAUGGUUUGUCUCAAAACUUUCCAGUAGUUGGCCCUUCAUCUCACAGGCCCCUACAGAGCGAAUUCCGGCGCCCAAUGCCGCCUAG